UUUGCUAUAUUUCGUCAUACCUAUAUUUUUAUUCUGCCGUUUGCGUAGUCACAUUUGACAAGUUGACACUAGACAAAUGACAGUCCGCUGCACGCUUCAAGCCGCAAGCAUUAUGGUCAAGCCUUCAGGCUUCAAACAAAAGUCAAAACAAGGCGCGUGGUUUGCGGUCUAGCUCUCCGUAGACCGUAUGAUCGAAGCUUGUAGUGGAUAGUUGGCACCUCUUGUACACCGAGACGUCAAAAGGCUGGUCUGCAGCAUCGUCGUGUAAAUAAUUUAAUCUAAUUAUGAGAUAAGCGGGCGCGUCAGUUGUGUGUGUAUGAGUGGAGGUCGCGCUGGGCCAUGUGAGUCGCUAUUGCGUCGCGGCCUUCAGCAGUGUAAUCCGGUUAGCGAGCCCAUGCGGCCGGUCGGGAGCCUGUGUUGAGCGCGGUGUGUGUGUGUGCAGGUCGCAGAGAGCGGGCAGCUGGCAGCCUAGCGCCGGCCCGCCGUCGACAUGAAGCCUCUCGAUGACUACAGGAACGGAGAUGUGGGCAGCGGCGCAUCGACGGCGUCUCGGUCUGACGACAGCGAGGGCGAGGAGAGCGGCGCCCUGGAGCAGGAGCUGUCACUGGAGGAGGCGGGCGCGCCCGCGCGCGUGCUGAGCGCUCUCAACGCGCUGCGCAAGGCGCGCCAGCACUUCGACGUGCUGCUGGCUGCGCGCGGCGACGAGGUGCCCGCGCACCGCGCCGUGCUGGCCGCCGUGGCGCCGCCGCUGCUGGCCGCGCUGCCGGCCGCCGGGCCCGUGCACACGCUGCGCCUCGACGUGCACCCCGACGCGCUGCGCGACCUGGUCGAGUUCGCGUACACGGGCCGGCUGCACGUGCGCGACCUGCCCGCCGCGCGCCGCCUGUACGCCGCCGCGGCCGCGCUGCGCGUGGAGCCCGCGCGCGCGCACCUCGCCGAGCGGCUGCUGCGCCGCGUGUCGCCCGCCGACUGCCUGGCGCUGCGCGCGCUGCCCGACCUGUCGCCCGCGCACCGCGCGCACCUGGACGCGUACAUCGCGCAGAACUUCGACGAGGUGUGCGCGUCGGGCGCGCUGGCGGCGCUGCCGCUGAUCCGCAUCGAGCUGCUGCGCGAGACGAGCGCGGAGGGCUGCGAGGAGACGCCGGCGACGCUCGCGGACGCCGCGCUCGCCUGGCUGCGCACCGUUCCCAUCACCAGCGAUGAUGAUGUGGAGGAGCUGUGCGCGCGCGUGCACCUGCUGUACGUGGACGCGGGCGGCGCGCUGCGCGACUGCAGCGAGCUGCCCGCCGCGUGCGGCGACGCGCCCGAGCUCGAGGAGUACAAGCGCGAGGCGCGCGAGCGCGGGGCGCGUCGGCGCGGGGCGGGGCCGGCGGUAGCGGGGGGGCGACGGCCACGGUGCGCCGUGGUGGCGGCGCGCGCGGGCGCGGGCGCGGGCGCGGGCGGCGUGACGCGCGCGCUCGUGGCGCUGCGCGGGCGGCUGGCGGCCGCGCGGGUGGGCUGGCGCGCCGCCAGCGCGUCCGACACGCCGCGCGGCGGGCGCCUGGGCGCGCUGGCGGACGACGCGCCGCCGCCCGAGCCGGCGGGGGGCGCCGCGUGCGCGCGCAUGGCGGCGGGCCGCUGCGCGGUGGGCGCGGCGGCGCUGGGCGCGCGCCUGCUGGUGUGCGGCGGCUACGACCGCGCGCGCGCGCUGCGCUCGGCCGAGGCCUACGCGCCGGCGCUGAACCGCUGGGAGCCGCUGCCGGACAUGCGGCGGGCGCGCGCGCGGUUCCCGGCGGCGCGCCUGCACGGCAAGCUGUACGUGCUGGGUGGCUCGGACGGCUACACCGACCUCGACUCCGUGGACGUCUUCGACCCGGAGGCGGCGGGCGGGCGCGGCGCGUGGAGCGGCGCGGCGCGGCUGCCCGUGGCGCGCCAGCACGCGGCCGCCGCGGCGGACGAGGCGCGCGGCCUGCUGUACGUGGCGGGCGGCGCGGCCGACGGGCGCCCGCUGCGCGCCACGCACCGCUACGCGCCCGCCGCCGACGCGUGGAGCGACGCGCCGCCGCUGCGCGCCGCGCGCUCGCAGGCCGCCGCCGCCGUGUGGCGCGACGCGCUGUGGCUGCUCGGCGGCUGCGACGAGUGGCGCUGCCUGGCCGCCACCGAGACGCUGCCGCUGGCCGAGCCCGCCGCCUGGGCGCCCGGCCCGCCGCUGCCCACGGCGCGCCGCUCGGUGGGCGCGGCCGUGUGGCGCGGCGCGCUCGUGGCGGCCGGCGGGUCGGCGGGCGCCGCGUCGCUGCGCGCCACCGAGCUGCUGGAGCCGGGCGCGGCCACCUGGCGGGCCGGCCCGCCGCUGCGCCGCGCGCGCGCCGCGCCCGCGCUGGCCGAGCUGGGCGGCGCGCUGUACGCGGCGGGCGGCUACUCGGGCAAGGACUUCCUGUCGUGCGUCGAGUGCCUGCUGGAGCCGGACGGCGCGUGGACGCAGCUGGUGCCGGCGCGCGACCCGGCCGACCUGGCGCGCCUGCCCGCGCCCCACGCGCCCCACGCGCCCCACGCGCCCCACGCGCCCCACGCGCCCCACGCGCCCGAGCAGAGCGAACGGAGCGCGCCCCCCGAGCAGAGCGGCGAGCAGAGCGCGGCCGUGUGACGCAGCAUUACAUUCCAUUUUACACGAUAUCGACCACGCUACGAACAUUGAUCAUUUAUCUAUAUUUUCCUCUGUUCUUUUGAAUAGUGAUGAUUUAAAAAUGUAUCAUCCGAUGAGCAUUUCUCAAAAUAAUGACGUAUUUAUAUUAUUUAUAAAGUCGUUCACUCCUUUUGUACUUGUUGCUGAGUACCGAUUCGCCAGUAUGUAUUUAGAAUAAUAAUCUAUAAUCCUUCGCUCGAAAUUUGUUUAAUCUGGCUCAUCUGUAUACUAUGUAUUAUAAAAUUGGAAAAAAAUUAUGAAGAAAUAAAUAUAUAUAUAUAUGUUAGCUUAGAGAAUAUAUAAUUAUAAAUUAUUAAUUAUUAAUGUUGGAGUCGAUGAAGUAGAUUAUUAAUUAAUGUUACGACGCUUGGUUGAGCGCGAGGGCCUGUCCUCUCGUAGCGCGCACUUAUAUAUUCUAAAUUAAAUUUGUCUACCUCAGCCGCUGCCGCUAGUGUGACGUCACUGCCGCUAGUGUGACGUCACUGCCGCUAGUGUGACGUCACUGCCGCUAGUGUGACGUCACUUCCGGCACACCGCGCGGCGCGGCGCCAUGCACCGUGACGUCACGACACAACAAAUAAACGACUCUAUAGCGCC
Messenger RNA from Colias croceus (clouded yellow), 3259 nucleotides. RefSeq names its product ring canal kelch protein-like. NCBI's taxonomy places the organism in Eukaryota, Metazoa, Arthropoda, Insecta, Lepidoptera, Pieridae. The record is from RefSeq and is a predicted model, not a curated record. Gene Ontology annotation, molecular function: protein binding.